Molecule: messenger RNA, 1907 nt
Organism: Ictidomys tridecemlineatus (thirteen-lined ground squirrel)
Lineage: Eukaryota; Metazoa; Chordata; Mammalia; Rodentia; Sciuridae
Source: RefSeq, a predicted model, not a curated record
UGAAUUCCGGAAGCGGCACGCGCUGGGAGAUUCGUACCACGACUGGAUUGCUAUGGGUCGGAGAAGAGCGCUGGGCAAUGGGUCUCUGGGCCGGGCCCUUAUCCGCCAUCAGACUCAGAAGAGCCGGAGCCAUCGUCACCCCGACUCGUGGUUGCACACAAAUUCUCUCACUUAUUUUUUUUUUCCUAGUGAUAUUGUGGUCCAGAUAGUAGAUGCUCGAAACCCACUGCUGUUUAGAUGCGAAGAUUUGGAAUGUUAUGUGAAAGAGACAGAUGCUGAGAAGGAGAAUGUUAUUCUGAUAAACAAGGCUGACUUGUUGACUGCUGAGCAACGGAGUGCCUGGGCCUCGUAUUUUGAAAAAGAAGAUGUGAAGGUUAUUUUCUGGUCAGCUUUGGCUGAACCUGCUCAGUUGAAUGAGGACUCUAAGCUGGAACAAGUGAACCAAGAUGCUGGAGAAGCCAACACAUCUGAAUCCGAAAACUCCAGUUUUGAGGAGAAUGAAAUUCCACACAGAGAGACCGACCAUCUCUCAGACAGGGAUUCUUUCUCACUUAAUGAUUCCUCUAGUGAUGAAGAUGAUAGUGAAUAUGAGGACUGUCAGGAGGAAGAGGAGGAAGAUUGGCAGACAUGCUCAGAAGAUAGCUGCCCUGAUGAGGAAGCCCAUGCUCAGGGCUGGAAAAAAAGCUGCACUGUGGAUUCUGAGGUUCAGGGAAGGAAAACCCCACAGAGGAGGCAGAUACACAAUUUUAGCCACCUGGUGUCAAAGCAGGAAUUACUGGAGCUCUUUAAGCAGCUGCACACUGGGAAGAAGGUGAAAGAUGGACAACUUACUGUUGGACUGGUGGGCUACCCUAAUGUUGGUAAAAGUUCAACCAUCAACACCAUCAUGGGCAACAAGAAAGUAUCUGUGUCUGCCACACCUGGUCACACCAAGCAUUUCCAGACUCUGUAUGUGGAGCCUGGCCUAUGCUUGUGUGACUGCCCGGGCCUGGUGAUGCCAUCCUUUGUGUCCACUAAGGCAGAGAUGAUUUGUAAUGGAAUUCUCCCAAUUGACCAGAUGAGAGAUCAUGUCCCACCUGUAUCACUAGUAUGCCAGAAUAUUCCACGACAUGUUUUAGAAGCCACCUAUGGCAUUAAUAUCAUAAAGCCUAGAGAAGAUGAAGAUCCCUAUCGACCUCCAACCUCAGAAGAACUGUUGACAGCUUAUGGAUAUAUGCGAGGAUUCAUGACAGCACAUGGACAGCCAGACCAACCUCGGUCUGCACGCUAUAUCCUAAAGGAUUAUGUCAAAGGGAAACUACUAUACUGCCAUCCUCCUCCUGGAAGAGAUCCUGUGACAUUUCAGCAUCAACACCAGCAACUCCUAAGGAAUGAAACGAGAAGUGAUAAAAUAAAAAUGCAGCCGGGUGGAAAUAAAAAAACAAAACAGAUAGAAAAUGUAGUCGACAAAACUUUUUUUCAUCAAGAGAAUGUGAGAGCUUUGACCAAAGGGGUUCAGGCUGUGAUGGGUUACAGACCUGGGAGUGGCCUGAUGACUGCAGCUACUCUGACCUCUGAAAAUGGAACCGGGAAGCCCUGGAAAAAACAUGGCAACAGAAAUAAAAAAGAGAAAAGUCGUAGACUCUACAAGCACCUGGAUAUGUGAACCUGGGCUACAACAGAAGUGGCAUCUGCACUGUGCAGAUGGAAAAGAACAGAAGCUGCUUGUUGCCUGUGCCUUGCAGCCACAUCCAACAAUCUUGCUAUCAAGACUAAAGGGCUCCUGGAAAUGCCAUCUCUGACACAAGUAGUCGUUGGAGCCCCAGAAAUGUACUCCUAUAGGAGGCUGGACUUCAGAUGAGGGAAUGGAUGAUGUAUAUUUGUUUGUGUAAACAUACACAAAAAUGCAUAUUAAUUUGAGUUGGGAC